Messenger RNA from Acaulospora colombiana, 2324 nucleotides. The record is from the annotation of a GenBank genome assembly. Lineage: Eukaryota; Fungi; Glomeromycota; Glomeromycetes; Diversisporales; Acaulosporaceae.
AAGUUGAUCGAGACGGUGGCUUUGCGGUUAAAGUUGUAGACGGGGAAUUCAUGUGGGAAGGCAUCUCUCUCGAGAAUGAAGAUCGAGAUGACGAGAAAAAUGAGCCCGUAGAAGAAGAACCGGCAAAUACCUCUUCUACGGCCUCUCUGAUCACCGAAAAAUUGGCUGGUUCGACUGAACGCAUUCACAUGCCUAAAUCUCAGCUUCAAAGUAUUAAUCUUUUGAUUCCCCGUGGAAAGCUUGUGGCAAUAGUUGGCUCCGUUGGAUCAGGAAAAUCAUCGUUAUUAUCCGCGCUCGUGGGUGAAAUGAAAAGGGUUCAUGGAGAAGUUAUUUUUGGUGGGAGUGUUGGAUACUGCCCACAAAAUGCGUGGAUUCAGAAUGCAACACUUCGUAUGAAUGUGACCUUUGGUUUGCCAUUUCACGAAGAGAGGUAUAGUCAGGUGAUUAGGGAUUGUUGUCUUGAGCCUGACCUUGCGAUAUUGCCCGCGGGAGAUAUGACGGAGAUUGGCGAAAAAGGGAUCAACUUAUCUGGAGGACAAAAGCAACGCGUAAACAUUGCAAGAGCCGUCUACUUUGAUGCCGACAUAGUUCUAUUAGACGAUCCAUUAUCCGCAAGUUAUCUUUUUACGAAUUGUAUUCAGGGUGCACUUUCUAAAAAGACGCGUUUACUUGUGACGCAUCAUUUGCAAGUCCUCACCCGAGUAGAUUACAUAAUAUUUAUGGAUAAUGGUAAAAUUUCGGAGCAAGGGACUUAUGAACAAUUGAUGAAAGAUAAUAAAAAAUUUUCGGAAUUAAUUAACGAGUUUGGUGAGGUCGAAGAGAGUGAAGGAUCAGAAAUUAUGUUAGAUUUAGAUUCAAAACGUGUAGAGAAUGAUUUUAAAUUAACGGGAUUCCUGCCAGCCAAGGAAUUGAUGCAAAAGGAAGAAAGGGUUACUGGCGCAGUAGAAAAUUCGGUCUACCUAACUUACAUCAGAGCGGCCGGUGGAAUUAUCUUGAUACCCAUCAUUUUAUUUUUGCUGAUUAUGAUGCAAGGAAGUAACAUAGGGUCGAUGAUAAUUUAUUGUGCUUGGGGCAUUUCCGAAGGACUUUUCAGUAUUUUGGUUGCCCUGUCGUUUUCUUUUGCGGGACUCGUUGCCGCCAAGAAUCUACAUAAUAAAGCAAUCAAAAGGGUAUUAAGAGCUCCCGUGGGAUUCUUCGAUACCACACCUUUAGGUCUUGAUUCCAUAUUACGAUCUUCGUUAUAUGCUCACUUUUCGGAAACGUUAACUGGUCUUUCUACAAUCCGAGCUUAUCGCGAGCAGAAGAGGUUCACAGAUAUCAACGAAUACUUCAUGGACCUGGAGAAUCGUGCAUAUUAUCUGACCAUCUCGAUCCAACGAUGGCUUGGAGUCCGACUUGAAAUAAUUGCCAAUAUACUUAUUUAUUGUGCCGGCUUGUUGUCGGUCAUUGAACGCUUCCAAAUAUUGCCUUCAAUCAUAGGAUUGAUUCUAAGUUAUGCUACUCAGGUGAACGUGGAUUUUAAUUACUGCGUUAGACAAACGGCCGAAGUGGAAGCGAAUAUGAAUGCCAUUGAGCGCCUAGUAUAUUAUUCUGAUAAUUUGGACGUUGAAGCAGAACCCAUUAUCGCGCAAAAACGACCACCGCCAGAGUGGCCGUACAAAGGAGAUAUAGAAAUAAGAGAUCUCACGAUGAAAUACGGACCUGAAUUGCCGCCCGUAAUAAAGGGAAUUUCAAUUCACAUAAAAGCGGCCGAAAAGAUCGGUUGUGGUAAAUCAACAUUAGCAACGUCAUUCUUCAGAUUCAUCGAACCAACCUCGGGACAAAUUAUACUGGAUGGGAUUGAUAUUACCACGAUAGGCCUAAAAGAUCUUCGAAGUAAAAUAACAAUUAUACCACAAGAUCCGGUUUUGUUUAACGGUACUUUGAGAACGAAUCUGGACCCAUUCAACGAACAUGAUGACUUAACGUUAUGGAAUGCACUUCGAAGAGCUCACUUGAUUAAUGGUAACCGUGAGAUCAAAGAACGCUUGGAAUCAUGUAAUGAGAAAUCUGAAUUGUCGCAGCCUCAAGAAAAGAAACUUUCCGAAGUACUGGUAGAAUCAAAUGGUGGCGGGGAAUUUUGUCUAGAUAGUCCUGUGAGGGAGCACGGAAGUAACUUCUCUCAAGGACAGCAGCAACUUAUCGCGUUGUCUAGAGCACUUGUUAGAAACUCAAAAUUAAUAAUAAUGGAUGAGGCAACAGCGAGUGUAGAUUUUAAGACCGAUUCUUUGAUACAAAAAACUAUCCGAGAGGAAUUUAUGGAAUCCACGAUUCCGGAAGAGUGA